UUUUAAUUAUUGCAGUAGUGACCACUUUCACAAUCGUAGGAGUUUUAACAUUAAUUGCUGUGAUUUUCAGACAAAGAAUUUACAAGGAUAGAAAAGGCAGAGAAAUUACUUCACAGAUUCCCAGCCAACGUAAUAGCAUCAUAUAUUCAGAUGCAACAAUUAAUAUCUAUACGGAGGCAGAUACGGAACAAGAGCACAUAUAUAUUGAAAAUAUUGGAGAGCUUAAUUCUGGAUUAGAUAUGCAGACUGAAGAUCCUGAAAUGGGGAAAAAUUAUGAUAUUUUACGAGCAUGUUUAUCCAUACAACCUGACACCUCUGCAUCUUGUUAUGAUUGUUCAGAAAACGUCGAAGGGAUUUAUAAUUAUUCUCUAAGGAGAAAGGUUUAUGUAAAUCAAUCACUGGAAGAAACCAAGAGAGUUGAAAAUUUUGGAGAACAGUUACCAAUUCUAACAGACAUGUACGCUUAUCCAGAGAAUACUAAUGGAGAGACUGAAGAACUGACUAGUUACUCAAGCAAUACAGGUGACAUAGAAAAUCCCGGCAUUUCAAUGGAAUUUUCUGUUUUUCUACCACAGAAUAACCAAGCUAAGGAUUUUAUUUUUGCGCAAAACAUUCUCUCUGGCGAUGGUUUAAAGGAUAUCAAAAUAUCAAAGGAUUCAUAUGACCAACAACAAAACAAAAGACUUCACAAUUUUGAUGGAACCUUUAUUCCAAAGAAUUCCAAUUCUUCAUCCGUUGAGUCCCAAGACGGCUAUGGUGUUGUAGAAAGGACCUUCCGGAGUACUAUGACACAACUCGAAGGGAAUACGUAGAAUGUCACAACUACGAAGACAUUUGAGGAGCCAAGAAAUUCUAACGAGAUGUGUUAUUGAUUCAUAAAACAUAGAUAAAACAUGCAAAAAGAAACAACCAGAAAACAUUUGCAUUUAUCAACCCUCGUGCUAUAGUUUCAUUGUUUCCUUUUGCAAUAUAUUAUCAUAUCCAUCUGGCAGAUGAAGUAAAAACAUCAAAGGCAGAGGAAUUAGUCACUGCCUUCAACUUUUCUUGUCGGUGCACUUCUUUCAAUCAUAGUUAUUACGGUCCACAACUGGGACUAGAAAUUGAUUGGUGAUUACUUCCCCCUUUACACCUAAGACUGGUAGACCAUCAAAUUAGCUUUUUGGCCUUCUGAUUGUUACUGAAAAUAAUAGAAACUGUAUUUAUGAAAAUGUAUGCUGUAUUCAUGAAAAUUUGAGGAAUAAGUACUGGAAUUAUGACUAUUUAAUAAUAAUGUAUCAAAAGGUUGUUUUGAAAUUUUUAAGGCAAAAAUACAUAUG
This is a messenger RNA of Saccostrea cuccullata (small rock oyster), 1316 nucleotides long. RefSeq lists its product as uncharacterized. The record is from RefSeq and is a predicted model, not a curated record. The transcript has 3 exons. NCBI's taxonomy places the organism in Eukaryota, Metazoa, Mollusca, Bivalvia, Ostreida, Ostreidae. Bases 240 to 812 code for a protein of 190 amino acids.